This is a messenger RNA of Pediculus humanus corporis (human body louse), 1338 nucleotides long. Its product is annotated as NEDD8-activating enzyme E1 catalytic subunit, putative. The coding region runs from base 1 to 1338 and encodes 445 amino acids. Gene Ontology annotation, cellular component: nucleus; cytoplasm. Gene Ontology annotation, biological process: protein neddylation. NCBI's taxonomy places the organism in Eukaryota, Metazoa, Arthropoda, Insecta, Psocodea, Pediculidae. The transcript is spliced from 4 exons. Gene Ontology annotation, molecular function: NEDD8 activating enzyme activity. The record is from RefSeq and is a predicted model, not a curated record.
AUGGCUACUGUUGCUUCCAAUGGACCUUUAAAUCGGAGGUGGUCUCACUUGCAAAAAAUACUUGAUAGAUCUGGGCCUUUUUGUCAUCCACAAUUUGAACCCAGUCCAGAUAAUCUUGCCUUUUUGCAAGAGACUUGCAAAAUACUAGUUAUUGGAGCUGGAGGCUUAGGAUGUGAACUUUUAAAAAAUUUAGCUUUAAUGGGAUUUAAACUCAUUCAUGUCAUAGAUAUGGAUAUAAUUGAAUUGUCCAAUCUGAAUAGGCAAUUUUUAUUUAGGGUGAAAGAUAUUGGUCUAUCUAAAGCCCAGGUAGCAGCUAAAUUUAUUAAUGAAAGAGUGCCUGGUUGUAAAGUAAUUCCUCAUUUUGGUAAAAUUCAGGAUUUUGAUGAGAAUUUUUAUUCUUCAUUUCAUAUUAUUGUUUGUGGAUUAGAUUCUGUUGUUGCAAGACGUUGGAUCAACGGAAUGUUAAUAUCAUUAUUAAGGUAUAAUGAUAAUGGAGAGCUUGAUGAGAGUUCAACUAUUCCACUUAUAGAUGGUGGUACAGAAGGCUUUAAAGGAAAUGCUAGGGUAAUUUUACCAGGAAUCAAUGCAUGUAUUGACUGUACAUUGGAUCUUUUUCCACCACAGAUUACUUAUCCAUUGUGCACCAUAGCAAAUACUCCUAGGCUUCCAGAACAUUGUAUUGAAUAUGUAAAAGAAAUUCAAUGGCCUAAAGAAAAUCCUUGGAAUGUAACAUUAGAUGGUGAUGAUCCCAACCAUCUUAAUUGGAUUUAUGAAAAAGCAAGUGAAAGAGCUAGUCAAUUUAAUAUUAAAGGAAUUAAUUAUAGAUUGGUUCAGGGAGUUGUUAAAAAUAUUAUUCCUGCAGUAGCAUCGACAAAUGCUGUAAUAGCUGCUGCUUGUGUUACUGAAGUUUUUAAAUUAGCUACAUAUUGCUGCUUACCUCUGAAUAAUUAUAUGAUGUUUAACAAUGUGAGUGGAGUUUAUACAUAUACAUAUGAAGCUGAAAGAAAACCAGAUUGUUUGAGUUGUAGCCAGAUUACUAAAAUACUUAAAUUGGAAAAUUCCUCAUUGAAAUUAAAAGAUUUAAUUAAAAUUCUUUGCGAUAAACCUGAUUAUCAAAUGAAAAAUCCUGGAAUUACAGCAGUUGUCAAAGGGAAAAACAAAACUCUUUAUCUUCCUCUCGUAGAAAGUAUAGAAAAAGUAACAAGAUCUAAUUUGACUAAAUCUCUAGUCGAUUUAGGUCUUGAAGAAGGAUCUGAAAUAAUGGUGGCUGAUAUAACUACUCCAAAAACUUUAAUAUUUAGACUUAAUUUUAAAUCAAACGACAUUGAAAUGAUUUAA